AUGGCAAUAUUGAGAAUAAAGGAAUAAGAGGUGUCAUACUCUUAUCUCUACAUCGUGGUAUCAUACAUAGUGAUCAAGUAUCUUUUGGAACAAUUUAUCAAUCUGAGGCAAUUGGAUUAAUUGUCAGUGAAACAGAUGCCUAUUCAUAUUGAAUAGACUCUGGGAAUCACACAGAAAUAAUUCAAGAGAAGCUAGCGAUUUUAUUAUGACAAACUGUCGUUUGAAAUGUACACCAAAUCAAUAAAAACAGCAAUGGAGAUCAUCGUAAUAUUAUGUGGAGUGAUGCCUUUUAUUUGGGAAAGGACUGUGACUUUCUUCAAGAUGGACCCGAAUUCAGAGUUUCAAAGAGGAUUGGCAUAUAUCUUUGUGGAGUUUUUACGCCUCAAAUUAAUUGAUGUUCCUAAUAAUUUUUAUAACACUCACGUGAUAGAGAAGAGAUAUGAUCUGAGUCAAAUAUCAUUCGCUCUCCAAUUCAGCGAUCUAGUGAUUGAAUCAGCAUUGUGGGUGGUCUUUGUACCAAUACUCCUCUACUCCUACUUGUAUGUGGCUGAACUCGGAGGAGACUACUUCUUCAUAGCGAUGCAAUUCUUUGUGCUGAUCAUGGCAAUAGUGUCCAGUCUCGUCUAUCCUAAUUACAUUUAACCACUAUUCAAUGAAUUCGAGGAACUCAAAGAAACCCAACUCAAAUAAGCAAUCAGUCAAUUAGCAUUCAGAAUGAAUUUCCCCUUGGAGAAGAUCCUGGUCAUGGAUGGGUCCAAAAGAUCAGAUCAUUCGAAUGCCUACUUCUUUGGGAUGUACAGCAAGCGAAUAGUGCUGUAUGACACUCUCAUCAACAAUCUGACAAACGAGGAGAUCGUGGCUGUCGUAGCACAUGAAUUGGGACAUUGGAAAUAUAGACAUCCCUAUAUCAAAUUAGUAUUCUUUUGCAUCAAAAUUCUGAUCACUUUCUAUAUCUUUGGCUUCUACAGAGAUUCGGAUGUGGUUUUCUUGAGUUUUGGGUUCAAUGAGAAGUCCAUCUUCAUCGGGUCUGCGUUGUUCUUCUCUCUCUUUGAACCCAUGAAUACGUUGUUCCAAAUAUUCGAACUCCAUUUGUCCCGUUUCUUUGAGUAUCAAGCAGAUAUGUUUGCCAAUCGUCAUGGUCUUGGGUCGUAUUUGAUGAGUGGGUUGAUCAAGCUGUUCAAAUAGAAUUCCACGAAUUUGAUGGUAGACCCAAUCUAUCAAUGGUACUAUAACAGUCAUCCUUCAUUGUUUGAGCGAUUAAAAUACUUAAAUAAAUUGAGAUGA
Molecule: messenger RNA, 1284 nt
Organism: Paramecium tetraurelia
Lineage: Eukaryota; Ciliophora; Oligohymenophorea; Peniculida; Parameciidae
Exons: 5
Biological process (GO): CAAX-box protein processing
Cellular component (GO): endoplasmic reticulum membrane
Molecular function (GO): metalloendopeptidase activity
Source: RefSeq, a predicted model, not a curated record